GCAUCGAGGACAAUAAUCGGAAGCACUCGGCAGGCGCCUUUCGUAUCCGCACUGCGCCCGGUGCAUAUCGGGCGCCGUGGUGAGAGGGCUGCGCCGGAUCGAGUGGAGGGAAAGGGGCGCGCAGCAGGAAGCUGGCACAGCUGCGCCGCUUCUCGCGACGCGGUGACGCCGCAGCGCUAUCGCCCAUAUGUUGCGUGCGCGCGCGCUGUCAUGUGAGCCCGCGGAUACUGCGCGUGACUUCCAGGGGAAUGCCACCACCCGCAAGACAAGGACCCCCGGAUGGUGAAGCGCCGUCUCGGCGCAUGGACCAGUUGUUUGCAUUUCAAAUCACCUCAUGCUGUCAACCUUCGCUCAGUGGAAAAUCUAUUGUUUGCGGAGAAGCCACGGACACAACAUUUGCUAACGUUUCCAAUGUAAUCAGAAUAAAUCACUCACAGGUCAGUGUUAACUACCCGACCAUGGCGGCCACCAGCGGCGGGCCUCUGGAGACAAAGCGCUGCCUUCGGUUGUCCCUUGCCUGGCGGCUGUACCUGUACGCACUUCAUGGCUACUUCAUCGAGGUCACCUUCACCGCCUUCUGGGAUCUGCUGGUGUAUGGAAGCCUCGAGCUGCGCGGCUUCAGCAGUGUCUGGAGCCUUGCCAUCUACUCCAUUUCCUGCAUCGCCAUGGAAAAGAUCAACAGCUUAAUGCAAAGGCGGUGGCUUCUCGCCAGAGCGCUGGCUCACACUUGCUGGAUUUACGCCUGGGAGUUCACGACGGGCUCUGUGCUGAGGUCUAUGGGGUCGUGUCCCUGGGACUACCGGGACUUCCGGUACAACAUUUACGGUUUGGUGACACUUGAGUACGCGCCACUUUGGUUCUUUUGCGGACUGCUCUUCGAACUGCUCCUUGCGCCCAACAUGAACAGACUGGUGUGGAUGUGCGAACAAGCCGAAUCUGUAGUGGACGUGAGGGACGGCUUUGCCGCAGCCGCAGCGAGGAACGGAUACAUCGCGUGGAAGAGACAAUAGGGAGCUUUAGUUUGCAUGCGUGAAUGGCCUAAAAAGCGGCUGAUGCUAGUGAAAUGUCUAUGCAGCACGUAGUCGUUAAAACGCAACCAUUCAGUCUUUUGGUUCAACAAGAAUGCACAUGCAAUACGAGAACUAUUCUAACGCGCUGCAGUUCAACAAAACGUCACAAGUUGUCGCUAACAGCGUUGUUGCUGUCGUUCACAUGUCUGGUAAACCGGUGUUCUGUGGCGAGUAAUACGUUUACGGGCAAGCAAAAACUCUCUAUUAAUCAUAACAAUCUGUUCCGCAGGUGAUGCUAGGCUGAAACAUACAUGGUUCACGUCACCAGCAAGGUCUUUUAACGCGACAGCGUUAAGGAACCCGUGCCGCAGAAAAUCCGGCGUUGGCGUCCAGCGUCGGACGUCGUGUCGGCAGAAAUAAUUUCAAACCACACAUACCCAGGUCCUCCAUGUGGCGCAAGGAAGUUACCGAACUAAUUGAAUUUCUCAAGCUAAAAUACGUAGAAAUAUUAUAAAGUAUGACUUACACAUAACCUACAGACAUGAUAGCGUCGGAGUGUAAUUUAAAUAUGCGAGAAAACAUCAUACUGAUGCGCGAAUACCCAAACGAACCUCUUUACCAACGUUUUUACCAUUCAUGAAUCGGCCGCGGCGUCCGCCAAUUUCGUGCGCCGGCGCGCGAAUAUCUUGGAGGCCACGGAGCGGCACGCCCGGUUCCUUGCAACACCUUCCGAUGGCGCUCUCCUCCGCCUCAUCGCGGCCCACGCAAGAGGCCGCGUUUCUACCAGAAAGCCCACCUUAGUGCAUAGCGUUUGCCGCCAGCGUUUCCCGGUGACAUUACGGUUACAUACACUGCAGUUGCUGGGAAUCGUGAUAAGCAGUCAGGGAUAUUUGAAUGCUAUCACGUUCCACUCUUAAAGGCGAAGCUGAAGCGUCCCCCAAAUUUUUCUCCACGUUUCACGCUGGUGCGUUGCCCUUUGGAACUCUUCUAGAAGAGUGACGUUUUUACUUCAAAUCAUCCCUAGCGUUAUUACUGGUUCGUAAAACCGCUUGCCUAAUGCUUAUUGCGUUUAAGUCUCAUACCGAAAAAAAAUCAAUAAAAGAAACAAUAGCACACCGAAAUAUCGAAGGCACAGCUGCAAUUCGCCGAGUGCUUGAUAGAUGGCGUCACAAUACUGCACCGCAGCAAUACAGACGCUUCAGCAAGACGGGUGUUAUCUACGCCUUGCUGACGAAAGUUCCUCCGCAUGUGAGGUGAUGCGGUGAUUGAUAAGCAAGAACACGUACGCCAGCGGUGCAUGCACAGUGUGGAAUACCUGACGUUAUUAUAGCACGUCGUUUGAGUGAGAGCUUAAAGGGAACAGACGGACAGACAAUGAACUUUUAACGCGACAGCGUUAAGGAGCUCGUGUCGCAGAAAAGCCGGUGUCGUCGGCGUCGGUGUCGUCGUCAGCGGCGUUGGCCGUGAGCAAUAAACCCCAGAAGGCACUUCAUAAAUAAAAAAACACCUUGCAAGAUGGGCUGGUGGGAAUCGAACCAGGUUCUCCGGAGUGGGAGACGGAGACGCUACCACUCAGCCACGAGUUCGUUCAUUCAAACGGGCACGAAAUCGCCUCUAGUGAAUGCGGUGUUCCCUUUGAAACGAGCCGUAGAAAGUUAUACUGCGGUGUAUAUCGGUAAUUAUGACCAUGUAACUUACAGAAGUCGCAGUUUCACGAGUAGCGAAGUACGUUUUCGCUACAUUUCUUCUGCGCUCUGCGCACACGCAGAGCCAUCUUGCGGCAAACACAGAAGACCCCCUCCUCGCAAUGUACGGCUCUGCCCCGACACGUGGCGCGCCACUCGCCCCAUGAUCGCGUCCGCUUUCAUGGCUUGUCGGGGCCCGGCUAUCUGUGCCGAUCGCGACGUUUGGCUGGCGUAGCGUGUUUGAGUAGGCGGUGCGAACGGGGUGCGAUAACGCUAUCGCGUUCCACUCUUCAAGGCGAAGCUUAAGCGUCCUGCAAUUUUUGUUUUGACUUUACCCAUCGCCGAUUCCACGUCUUCAUAGAAGCUUUCGACUUCCUGGUCAUCAUGACUGGAUGUGAAAUUUUUUUUUAUAAACCGCUGGGCUGGCAAACCCGAAAUAUAUAUAUAAAAAUGCCGAUCACACGCACCGUGGGAUUUGUUAUGAGCGAAGCCUCCUGUGAUUGAUUAAUGUGGUGAAUUGGGUGUGCUGGUACAUAUUUGAAAAAGCGGCAGCGCAAAAAAAAAAAAAGGAAACCGACGGAUACGAGACGACAAGGACGAGAGCUGUGCUGGUUGCUUUGAUUGACGAUAGUUAGUAAUGAUGUACACUUCGGUUGUUUAUUAUUUUCAUCGUUUAGUGCCAUACGAGAAUGGUGAGUUGAUGUUAAACGUACUUUGCGUGCACCAUUCCUGUUUGUCUGCGUAGCACACAGAACACUUAUGGCGCCAUAUUUCCUUGAGGCGUUGUUGUGCGCCAUUGUUCAUAACUUCUGAGAGGGUUGAGCAUUGUCAUUGCCUCAUAUGGCACAUCGCAUCGUGGCAGAAGUGUGAAGCCUUAAUUGAACUAUGGGGCUCUUUCACAAUUUCGUUGCAGUGGUUGUCCGUGGAGCAGCCACCGCGCUCGACGAGGAGCACGGUGACGAGCCAAUCCGAUGUGCUGCUCAUUGUUUUCAAUGUCGAGUAAUCGGCACAACUGAGCUACAGCAGCUUCGCCCCCCUCACCCUUUACCUGGAAGUUUGCACGUUAGCUAGUUGCAUUCACGUUCAUGUGACGAUCAAAGUUGAAAGUUGCGCUUGAGAGGCACGGUUGCUGUCAACGAUAACCGUCACUAAGGCGCCAAUUAUUACGUGCUUGUAACAGGCCUGGUAAUCGCGACUUCAUCUACGGCGCGACAUCUGGCGCUAAAGUUAACACUCCAGAGUAUACUCAACGCAAAGCACUUUUAAUGCGAAACCAUUAUAUGCCACAUUACGCGAAAGUCCAGCGUCGUCGUCGUCGUCACCGAAUGAUGGUGCCAAAGUCGCGGACGGCGCAAAGAGUAGGAAAAUUACACGACAAAAAUGUUCGGAUGGACGUCAGAUUUCUCAGGGGGGGGGGUCCUAUUAACAAAGUAGACUAAUGGCUUUCACAAUAUAAUUUGGUACAUAUCGGACUGGGUGGGGGUCGAGCCCGGGUCUUCGGGGUGCGAGACGAGCACGAUUCCCCGACGCCACGGCGGCUCUGGUUCACUAAAGGUGUGGCCUACAGUGCGUGCGCCAUUGGUCACGUGACGGCGCAGCCAAUAGGGAGGAGGCGGCUUCACCUCGUGGGAUGAGUUUGUAAAAUGAGUGCGCUGCUUCCCACGCGUCACUUGCUCUUCGGAUUUUAUCGGCGCUGUCUCGACGGACUCUGAAGCGUCUACCUCAGCGGCAGCUCACGAAACUGUGGCCAACGUAUACGGAAGUACAUACGCCGAAUCAGCAGAAAUAACUUUGACGAAAUAGUUCUGCGGAAGCCCCGCAAGAUGGAGAUAGGUAAUUAUAAAGGGGUAAUUAUAAAGCGGCUGCCCCGGAAAGGCGGUGGUCCCGGGUUCGAGUCCCGGACCAGCGACGAAUUUUUCUUCGACUGCGAGGCUUUUCUUUCGAUCAACCCGUAUGGCUUUUCUUUGUAGCAAUUGCUACGAACGGGUGGAUGUCUAAUUUUCGUUUCAUUAGAAAUAACUUUAAUGCACGUCGAAAACGUUUCACCAAAGGGACUAUAAUGCUUUCGCAAUCCCACACAUAUGCAGUCUUAAGUGUCUCUGUCGAAUAUUCAUUUUUUUUUGGUUUCAUGUAGCAGUUGUGUAGGCAGAUCACGUAGGUAGAUCAUAUUUUCUUAUUGCUGCAUUAUUUACAGCAAAACCAACUAAAUAAUUAUCAUGCAAAUAUCUGCGUUGUACAGUUUGGCUAUACAUAAUGUAGUAUUUACAACAAAAGAAGAAUAGAACGCUACAUGAAUGCUAAUUAUUAAGAUACAUACUUUAUUAUUGCGCUAUGUACCAUAAGGCAGCGGCAAGAAAGCAAGGACAUUCGUUUGUCCUUCAUUUCCUCUCCUUGCGUCAUUUCGUAUACAAGAAGGGAUGAAAAGGAGACUGCUUCAUCAUCUUUUAACUAUGGGCGUCCUUGUACUGCAGCAACCGAAGGAAAUAACAGACGAGGAAGAAUUCGCUGCUUUCUUGUUCACUCGUGUACUUGCCCCAGAUAUUGAAAAUGGCAUGAGAGCAAGCCCGAGUGUUUACAUCUGUGAAUUUAAGCGUGCGCUAGGAACUCCAACGCUGUUACAGUCUAAUAGAGGGACAAGCUUGUUGCGCUUAUUUUUGUGAAAGGGUUCUACAAAAGGAGGUGAGGAGCCAGUCGCUGCCAAUGACGAUAACAAAUGACCAAAAUCAGAUGAAAUGAGCCCGUACAAAGUGCGGCACCUGGAAUCACUAACAGCGCAGAGCUCUCGUUCAGCCACUAUAGAUUGUCGAGGUGCUCCGUAAACUGGGUGAUGCUCUAACGCGAGGUCACACUUGCAAUCGACGAUGGUCGUGUCUCCGCUCCUUCCGAAGCUCUUAAAUGAUGAGGGCUUUGCUUGUGAAUGGUAAAGCUGGGAAGAAUAAUCCCAGGCCGUUGUGAGUGGGGCGGCGCGGCAAUGUGCGCCGACGGCUCGCAAGCUGUAGGCCAGCGUCCUGUUCGGGCUCGUUGCGGGCGUUGGCACGUUCUGCCUCGCUCAGCUCUUCUAGCAUAUGAUGGGGCGAAUGACAUACCAUUGGGCGUUAGCUUUUUUCAGCUAGUACUGAAAGUGUUACUCAGACGGAGUUUUAUAGGUGAAUGUCGCAAGGCUAGAGUAUCAACAGCACCCUCCUCCUCGUCCUCGUUUUAGGCAACAGGUAGUCGACACUUGCAGAUCUUGCGAGGGCAACCACCCAGACAUAUGGUAGGUUCCCGCAUAUAAGCCAUUGAGCAAAUUAUCGACAUUUUCCAGAAAGUGGGUUUCAGUGCUGGAUAGGGGUGGAAUGCAAAAAAAAAGAAAAUGUGUACCGUGAUUUUGGUGCAUGCUAAAGGACCGAUGGUAAUCAAGAGCUUCCACUAAGCUGCACUUCACAGUUCGUUGCGCCAGUUUCGGAACGUUAAACCCACAUUCUAUGGGCUAUGGUAGGCUAUGGUAGGUACCGGUGGAACGUAAGGCGAAAAUAAAUAAAUAAAUAAAUAAAUAAAUAAAUAAAUAAAUAAAUAAAUAAAUAAAUGAAUAAAUAAAUAGAUAAAUAUUUUAGAGAUUACUUAGGCUCUGAACUUACGAAGCAAACAGCAGCAUUCUGCAACAUUGAAGAUCACCAUCAUGCUUUUGCUUACCCUGCUUUUUAGCUCGGAAAUGUGUUAUGCCGGGCUCUCCCAAAAAUCUGCCCCAUGUACGUACGUCACGCGAUCAUCAUCAUCACACAAAGCCGAGAGAUGGCAAUGCUUUGCCGAUCUGUGCCUACCUAAUGAUUAAGAAAGCAGGCAUAGCAAGCUUAGAAGGCUUUACUUCAUUAAAAGAAUUGUGCUCUUAAUGACUUACAUUUGUUGCAAUACGAACGUUUAGAUAUUAUUUCUUUUAUCACUGAAUAAUUUCGUACACAGCAUGGCCGGCAGAUGGACACCUAUAAAGGGUAGUAAAAAUAGCAGUGCUUGAAAGUGUCUUUCAGUCUAACUACGACAUCCUUGAUAUAACUGAAAGCUUGCUUGAUUUCCGCGUCACUUCUCGUAGUCCGCCUGCAGUAGGCGACGAGUCGCCGGUUGUGAACACGUGUUUUUGGUGUUCGUGUCCGAGUGAACCUCGGCGUGUGAUCUGUGCGCUCGAUCUUGCGGUUACUCUGUGGUUGUGCUACUAUGUGAACCGAGAGAGAGAGAGAGAGAGAGAGAGGGAGGGAGGGAGGGAGAGAGAGAGAGAGACAGAGAGAGAGGGCGUGUUUAUUGAAGUGUUGUGCGCACGCGCAAAGUACUGCCACAGCUGCCCGUGUUCUCCUUCCCGAAGGAAGCAAGCCGCCGUCACAAGUUCUUACGGGAAAUACUUGGAAGGAAUGCCACUCCGAUAGGUAAAGCACUAAUUAUUAAAAAAAAAGAUAAUGCUGCUGUCCGCGAACCACACCCUCGUCAGCAUUUCUCGGCAGUUUACGACUGCUUGACUGCAGCGUUCCAAAAUACGUUACUGAGAACUGCGCACUGUUUUUUGUCGAUUGUGGAAAGCGGUAUCACGGCCGCUCGAUGCAAAGCAAGGUGCUUUUGGAUCGAGCGGCCGUGGCGGUAUAAUGGCUUGAAGUAUAUACUUAUAGCUUGAGUUUAGCUGAACAAUGAACGCUAGGCUUUCAUCAGGGCGAAUAAACAAAAAUAUCGCCAGAAUGCUGAAGGCGUCACUUUAGUCAAUCUUGUACUCCCGACGUAAAAGGAGCAAUUUUUGCUAUUCCACUGCAGCGUAAUUUACGCAGACAAAACGAGUGUUCAUAAUUGACUCCGAGUAAUGUCGUGAUAUGUACCGCAAGCCAUGUUUCUCUGAACGAAAUUUCCGCGACUGCAGCAUAGAUGGUGAUAAAACGCCCGACUAAUAGUUGCAUGUUUUCUAAGGUAUAUGUGCUCGGAAUUUCAAGAAGUUCAUCAGCCGCAAGAUUCCACCCGAUGAUGAAUUUUCAGACGACUUCGAGUCACGUUUUGCUGCAGUGCGUUGACUUCUUAAGCAAUAAAUAAAAAUCCAGCCUUGUUGUUAGUCAACAACGGAGAUUAAAUGUUUACGUUAUUUCGCGCUUGUUAGGCGAAUUGCGCUCGGAAGUACACGCAGCCACGAUAAGAUUUACAGCUAUAGUCCUGUUCAAUUCAUAACGAGUAUUAGUCUAGUCUGUCCACGUAGAAAAGAAAAAGUAACAGCACGUAAAAAAGAGCAUGAUCGCACACGGCUCAAACAAGAAAGCCGCCGCGGAAUAUCGCUGACUGCGAGAAGCGUGCACUUUGGUGGUGACGUGACCGUCGGAGAGGGAGAGAAAAAAAACUUUAUUUUCAUGUUGGGUGAUGCGGUGGAAAGGUCCUCAGUACAGAGCCUCGCUUGUGGCAUUCUUUAGUGCAACACUGAUAAACGCCGCAAAGUACCAUUGAUCGUCGGCGCUAGUUGCUUCUGACAGCCAUCCGGCAUGGGGUUUAAGAGAAAGAUUUGUAGGGCAGGCAGAAGAGGUGGUGGUGGUCCACAGGACCAGAGGAUACGGGAUGUGUUCGGGCGUUCGCCACAGUAUUGGCAGGGUAGGGGGAUCUUCAGGUAAGAGGCCGUGGAGGAGGUGCAUUCGCGCUGGCGUAUGGAAUGUUUCAGUCUGGGCCUGACGAAUCAGUACACCGUGCUCAUGGAUGAGCUUUUGCUGAGCUUGGGGAACUUGCGUUUUGCCUCUUGAUAAGGCCGCAGAAGCAGGGGAGCCGACGUUUUCGUCUGGGCUGGUCGCGGAAUGUAGGGUGCCUGGUUCAAAGUCUCGCAGGCGAGCUGAUUAGCUCUUUCAUUUCCCGGCAGCCCGUCAUGACCAGGUAUCCAGAUGAUUUCUAAAGAACCCUGAAGGUGCUCUUAAAUAGGUGUCGAAAUGUCGGCCGGGAGAUCUUUGUGCAACAAUUUCCAUGGAGUAGGUAAACAUGAUUCUUGGGUAGGCUCAGAUACUAGGGGGCAUGUGUUUGGUCGCGAUUGCCAUGGUUGUCAGCUCCGCUAAGGUCGGAUCUGUCUCUGGGAGUGCCUCCGUAUGUACAGUUUGGAGGUCGUUAUUCACGACUGCUAUAGCGGAGCCCCGUGCACCAACGAUAGCAUCAGUGUAGAAGUAGAUGCCCUCAGGGUGUCUUGCGGUGUACCUCUUGAAGUAGGCAACUCGCUGGCAUCGCCUCUCCUGGCCUCGUUCUGGAUUCCUGUGGCGUGGCAGCGGAGCUAUGGUUAGGAGUUCGUGUUGUUUCGGGGGUAGUGGGCGCGUGUCCACAGUAGGCGCAGCUUCUGGAUGAUGACUGAUGCUAUGGAGGAUGUGUGUGCCUUAGCACAUCCGCUGCAAAUGUAGUUCUUGCUGACGACGAUGAAUGCUGACUAGUUCCGCCACCGUGUUAGGGCAACCGAUGUCAAGGAGGCGCUUAGUGCUGGCACUAAACGGAAUGCCGAUCGCCAGCUUUGUCGCCUUCCGGAUGAGCGCAUCAAGGUGAUUCAUAUCUUGCUGUCGGAGAUUGGUAUACGGCAGGUGAUAACGCAGGCUCGACAUAAUUGGUGCGUUUCGUAGUUGAAGCAUAUCCGCCUCCUUCACUCCAGUGAGCCACUGGAGACUCUACGCAUCAUGUGCAGCACCUGUUCUCCUUGCCUGAGCAGGUGCUGCACCGUCGCAGCGGGACCUCUAUCUUUCUGGAUAUGGAGAACGAGUAUCUUAAUACAUUUUGGUUGGGAAAUCGGCACGCCUUCGCUUACAAUUUGUAUGGCGGGCGGUCGCCAUGUUUUGUGAUAGAUCAGUAGCAACUCAGAUUUUUCUGGCACACAUCCUAGGCUAAUAGUUUGAGCGCCCUCAUGCACCCUGUUCAUAGCCUGUUGGAGAGUUUCUUGGAUGUGUCCUGGCGAACCCGUGUUGAUCCAGAUGGCGAUAUCAUCUGCGUAUAUCGCAUAUUUGAUGUCGCGGAUGUCUCGUAGCGCUCUAUGGACUGCGCACAUGGCAUGAUUAAAGAGUGUGGUCGAGAUCACUGAACCCUGCGUGAUACCUCUCUGCGGAUGGGGAUACCGUUGUGAGGUGAUGUCGCCUACUCGUAGCGUAUACGUGCGACUCCGUAAAAAGUCCCUGAUAUAAUUAUAAAGCUUGGUUCUACAGCCAGUAGCUUCGAGCUCUUGCAGCAUAGCAUCGUGGUUAGCAUAGUCAAAAGCUUUCUUGAGGUCGAUGGCAAGAAUAGCUUUAAGCUGAGCGCUGCAUGUUUCCUUCGUGAUUUCUUCCUGUAACUGCAGCAGAACGUGUUGAGCAGAUAAGUGAUGUCUGUAUCCAAUCAAAUUAUGGGGUAGGUGUUGGGAUUUCUCAAGGUGACCAAGAAGUCUGUUAACCACGAUACGCUCCAUCAGCUUACCGACGCAGGAUGUUAGCCAUAUUGGACGCACAUUCACUAUGGCCUGCCAGGCUUCGGAAUAAAAAUGAUGCUGGCUGUCUUCAAUUUUUCUGGCAAGCUUCCCGUGUCCCACGCAUUAUUAAUUUGCUGAAGUAAGAAUGCAUGAUCGGCUUCUGUAAGGUUGCGGAUCUGUGUUGUCUUAACUUGGUCUGAUCCUGGCGCUUUAUUCGGCUUUGCUUCUGCUAAGGCACGCUGUAAUUUCGCUAAUGUGAUUGGGCCGAUGGGACCCUCAGUUUCUGGCUCUGUGUUUUGUAGUCAGCAUACUGUGGUUGUGCUGGAUCCGCAAUGUUGAAUAGUUCGUCGGUAUGCUCAAAUGUUUCUAGCAGCUUCCGGAGCUUAUGGGACGUUUCUGUCUUUGUGUGGGUUGGGUCAAUGAGUUAUCGGAUGAGAUUCCACGUGGGGCUCAUAUUCCGUGCGUCGUUGAGCUUGUUGCACGUAUCGUACCACUGCUGCCGAGUCAGAUGUUCAGCGUAGUGGACGAUAGAACGAUCUGCUCGUUGAGCGUGCUGAUGCGUGAUCGUAGUUUGCGAUUGAGCUUAUUUCUUUUCCAUCUCUUGAUGAGGGCAUGUCGUGCCUCCCAGAGAUCAAGAAGAUGCUUGUCCGUACUUGGUUGCUCCCACUUCUCUAUUAUCUCCUUCGUGUGUGUCUGGAUUCGUUGCCUGACCAUCUCUACCCAAUCUCUCAGGUGCAUGUUUUGGAAGUCUCCUACAUGUGUCUUGCGUAACUCAUUCCAAUCCGUGAUGCAAUGCUUGCGCUGACGCUUUGGGAAUCCUCUGAUAUGCAGAAAUAUCUGUAUGACAGUGUGGUCACUCGUUAAGGUAUCGUGCGUGUUAACUCAUUACGCUGACAGUCGUCCUUUAAUGAAGGCCAGAGCGGGCGUGGUAUCUCUUUCUACGAAGUUUCCGUGCCGCGUUGGGGAGCCGGUCUCGCUAAGAAGAGUUAGCUGGGCUGACCGUCGGAGGAAACGAUUUCUUACGCCUGGGAGGCGCUGGUCUAACUAACCCAGUCGGCGUCUACAGGCAACGGCGUUUCCAAUGCGUGGCGCUGGCGCUUAUUCGAAGGUGACAACCGUCACCGCUCAGUGGUGCUGCUGCCUCGCUCAGCUUACCUUGCUCGCCGACGCAGUUGCACUGCCACAUGUGCUCCCAGUGUUUUAAUGAUACACGCCGCACUGUCGUGUUUUGAACAGUCGCGUUCACCCACUAACUCGGAACGUUUAGAGAGAGAUAAAAGAGCUGAGAAAGGCAGGGAGGUCAAGAAGCGAGUGGUUAUAGGGUUGUUGGUACAGGCGUAGGAAGGGGAGGAGGGUUUGGGGGCGAAUGAUAAUUACAUUAUCUACAGGAAGAACUUGAAAAAGAGCAAUAAUUGAAAUAGUGAAAUGAUAAUUAUAAAUUAUGCGAUACCAGAAGAAAACAAUGUGUUGCAUAGAUAAGCGAUUCCUGACUUUAUAUUUUUUAUGAUGUACGCAUAUUCCUCGUGCUUCGCCAUGCGUGUGGUGGAAUUAAAAAUAUAAGCGCAGA
This is a messenger RNA of Dermacentor andersoni, 11652 nucleotides long. RefSeq names its product transmembrane protein 229B-like. Lineage: Eukaryota; Metazoa; Arthropoda; Arachnida; Ixodida; Ixodidae. The record is from RefSeq and is a predicted model, not a curated record.